UGCAUAAGGGAGCUGGGGCAUGGGCACACUUUCUGGAAAGCCUUGCACAAGGCUGGCCCUUCUCCCUCCUUCCGUAACCAUCUCAUACACGCAGCUUUGUUUUCCUUUAACACCCGAGUGCUUCUCCCCCCUUUAACGCUCAGCUGUCAGCCGGACAUACCAGGCGCUUGCCAGCACCCACGGCAGCGGUCAGGUGAUGGCCCAAAUGUCCGCGGGCUCCCCCCGCUCCUUCACUUCUCAUCCUCGAGCCACAGCGGGAAGCAGUGAGAGCCCCAGCCCCGGCAGAGCCCUGAGCCCACGCUCGCCGCUGAGCCCCGACCGGCCACAUCCACAGAGCAGAUACCAUCGGUGAAAACCCAGAGUGGGUGUUAACUGGCCCGGCGCAGUAUGUCCCAAACUCCGCUUCUGAUUCUUCUUCGCUGCUACUAAAGGAGAGUGAGUCCCCCCUCCACCUUUCACCCGGCACCAUGGUGGGGCAGAGUCCCCUGGACCCCAGCGAGAGCAGGACCGCCGUCCUCCUGGAGCCCUUUGUCCAUCAGGUGGGCGGCCACAUGAGCAUGAUGAAGUACGACGAGCACACGAUCUGCAAGCCCUUGGUCUCGCAGGAGCUGAGCUUCUACGAGUCGCUGCCCUUGGCCAUGAGGCAAUUCACGCCCCAGUACAAAGGCAUCGUUUCUGUGCACCUCAAAAAGGACAGCCUUGGCAACCUGAACUUGAUCGCCAGCCCCAGCCUGCAGACUGAGAGCUGCACCCGGCUGGAUAAAGCCAUCGGUGACUCCUCGGUGACAAUAUGGCACAAAUGCAAGUGGGCUGCCAGCACCGGCACCGGCAGCGAGCACACGCUCGUCAAGUGGAGUCACACGCAGCUCACCAAGACUUUCAAAGACAGCUGCCCGGGGAAGAUGCUAUUGAGGACAGACCUUCAGUACCGCACAGAUUCACUUUUGGAAGAUGCAAAUGGAAACCAGCCAGAAAGAAACAGCUACAACCCCUGGGGACUGCACUGUCACAGGCAGCACCUGAACCGCAUGUCCUCCAAGCAUAACGAGAACAAACUUCACCAGUUUCUAUUGCUUGAAAACGUGGUAUCAAAAUACAACUACCCCUGUAUCCUGGACUUGAAGAUGGGAACCCGGCAGCAUGGCGAUGACGCCUCGGAGGAGAAGAAAGCCCGGCACAUCAAGAAAUGUGAACAAAGCACCUCUGCGUCUCUGGGCGUUCGCAUCUGUGGGAUGCAGGUUUACCAAGUGGACAGUGGCCAUUUUCUCUGCAAAGAUAAGUAUUACGGCAGGAAACUCUCACCGGAGGGAUUCAGGCAAACCUUGUACCAGUUCCUGUGCAACGGUAACCACCUCCGAACAGACCUCCUGGAGCCCAUCAUCCUGCGGCUGAAAGCUCUGCUUUCUGUCAUUAGGAAGCAAAGCUCUUACAGGUUCUACUCCAGCUCACUUCUCAUCAUUUAUGACGGACAGGAGCACAAAGAGAACACGGCACCCUUGGAUAAUCACCUUCACUUCCAAAAAACAAACCGCACCGCGUCACACAGCACCAACCACUCCAGAGUUGACGUCCGGAUGAUAGACUUUGCCCACACCACUUUUAAAGGCUCCAAAUGCAACCACACCACUUACGAUGGGCCAGACCACGGCUAUAUUUUUGGCCUGGAGAAUCUGAUCAAAAUCCUUCAGAAUAUCUCAGAAGGAAAAUGACAAAUCUCUGUGAAAUAGCCUGGAUUUACUAGUGA
Messenger RNA from Athene cunicularia (burrowing owl), 1744 nucleotides. RefSeq names its product inositol hexakisphosphate kinase 3 (gene IP6K3). The coding region runs from base 468 to 1709 and encodes 413 amino acids. Gene Ontology annotation, cellular component: nucleus; cytoplasm. Gene Ontology annotation, molecular function: inositol hexakisphosphate kinase activity. Gene Ontology annotation, biological process: phosphatidylinositol phosphate biosynthetic process; inositol phosphate biosynthetic process. The transcript has 6 exons. Lineage: Eukaryota; Metazoa; Chordata; Aves; Strigiformes; Strigidae. The record is from RefSeq and is a predicted model, not a curated record.